AUGCGAUCGCAUCUCACACCAUUACAGGCACCCAUCAAUUCCCCCAUCGUGGCUCGUGCCCCGGCCGGAUGCCCCAGUACCAUUUCCGGAGGUGCGAUUGCCGGAAUCGUCCUCGGCUCGAUCGCCGGUACCCUGUUGGUCCUGUGGCUGUGGCGCGUGUGCCAACUGCCAGGUGCCUGGAGCGGCGGGGGCGAGCCGGACGUUGGCUACCGUCCUCCCAUCGCUCGUUCGUCGCGCGGUCGCAGAAGAAGACGCAGUCGUGGCGCAUACGCUGACUACGUCGAGAAGCCACCCAGCGUCUCGCGGCGGUAUCGUGAUGAUGUGCGGCGGCCACAGAAGGUGUAUAUCGCGGAAUGA
This is a messenger RNA of Penicillium cinerascens, 357 nucleotides long. RefSeq lists its product as uncharacterized. Bases 1 to 357 code for a protein of 118 amino acids. NCBI's taxonomy places the organism in Eukaryota, Fungi, Ascomycota, Eurotiomycetes, Eurotiales, Aspergillaceae. The transcript has a single exon. The record is from RefSeq and is a predicted model, not a curated record.